UCCGGUUAUAUUUACAUAUAACACAAUUUCCCAACUCAUAUGGAUACGGGGUUUGUACUUGUGUUGUUGUUUCUCAUAAGGAUUGUGAACGAUUCCAAAAAAAAAAAAAAAAAAAAAAAAAAGUGCAAUCCCCCUUUAAGCUUCGUGUUACACUUCCAUCCAUCCAUCCUUUUGAUUUGUAUUAUACAGGUUUUGUCUGUCAGCUCGAUAGACAAACUUUAACCAAAUAUUAAGACAUGUUGCUGGAGUUGGUUGUUGGUAUGACCUGAAAGAGAAGAACUUCACAAUAUUUAUCGUUUAAAACAUGCGGAAAUGUAACUGUCAGAGUUGCUACAUUAUAUUUUGAAGGAAGUAGACAGGCUUUGAAAUUUGUGUCUACUUUACUCGCUUUAAACUUAUUAUGACUCUUUAAGAAGCUGCCGCAUGCAUGUAUCUCUGUCCAUGGUGCUGAAAUCAUUGUCACCUUUUCUUCCGUGUCUUUGAAACCAUUUUGUUCAGAAUAUCAAAUUCAAAUCAUCUUGACUUUACAUUUGUGAUAGAGUAUUCUUGAAUGUUUUUAAAACAAAUAUUCAUUUUUAUUGAUUUAGUUAUGUACAACUAGAAUUACUUUUAAAUAAACCAUCAUGAAUUAACUUUAAAAAAAAAAAAAACAUGAUGUAUGUCUAUGACAAUCUUACUGAUAUUAUUUCAAUCACACAAGCUGCAAUGUCGACAACUGCACUCUAGGGGUCAGUAUGCACUAAUGAAAAAAAAAUUCCCUAUUUCCCACCCAUUCACAUCAACACACGUACCAGAUUUUAGUAUUUGUGUAGCUUCGGUGGAAACGCUCGGUAACACAUCUGUCCUGUAAAAGGCUUUGAAUAUCCGGGGAGACUAUAACAAUGUUGUUCUAGAGUGAGACAUUUUUUUCUUAUAAUUUUGUUACAAUGGAGGGCAAAAGAUUAGCGCCAUUAGGCUACAGCCUCGCCUUUUUUUUCUUCUUCCUCCACACCAUCAAUGGAGAUGUGAGCUACUCUAUCCAAGAGGAGAUGAAACGUGGAUCUGUCAUUGGAAAUAUCGCCAAGGAUUUGGGACUUAACUUGGACCAUUUUUCUGCUCGUAAGGCACGCAUUAAUCCUGAGGGUAACAACGUUCAGCACUGCGGCAUCAACCUCAACACGGGUGACUUGAUUGUUCAGGAGAGGAUCGACAGAGAAGGGCUUUGUGGCAAAAAGGCUUCAUGUGUUCUUAAACAAGAACUUGUGCUGGAAAAUCCAUUAGAGCUGCAUCGUAUUAAUAUCCGUAUUUUAGAUAUUAAUGAUAAUUCACCACAGUUUAACGAGGAUUCAGUUAAAUUUGAAAUCCAGGAAUCAGCGGUGAAGGGUGCUCAUUUCCUUCUAAGAGAAGCACAUGAUGGAGACAUCGGUGACAAUGCUGUUCAAAGCUACACUUUACAACAGAAUGAUCAUUUCAAAUUAAAUGUAAACACUAAACCAGGUGGACGGAAGUAUUGUGAAUUGGUCUUAGAUAAAGAAUUAGAUAGAGAAGAUAACAAAGACAUCAUGCUCUCGCUGACUGCAUAUGAUGGCGGCUCUCCUCAGAGAUCAGGUACAGUAGUCAUACAUGUCACUGUGCUGGAUGCUAAUGAUAAUGUACCAGUGUUUAGUCAGACAGUCUAUAAAGCCAGUCUGCCUGAAAACUCUCCUCUUGAUACAUUGGUGAUCACAGUGAGUGCAAGUGAUGCAGAUGAAGGAUUAAAUAGUGAAAUUGCAUAUGCAUUUGAUCAUGUAUCUGAUGACAAUAUUAAUGUAUUUACAUUGCAUCCUAAAACUGGAGAUGUUAGAGUGGCUGGUGUUGUUGAUUAUGAGAAAAUGUCAUCAUAUGAAAUGCAAAUAAGCGCAAUUGACGGUCUAGGAUUGAUUUCAUAUAGUUCUUUGAUUAUUGAAGUUAUUGACACAAAUGACAAUGCUCCUGUGAUUAAUUUAAACUCACUGUCUAAUACAGUAUCAGAGAAUGUGCCACCUGGUACAGAGGUGGGCAUUAUUAAUGUUCAGGACAGAGACUCUGAACAGAAUGGACAGAUCCACUGCUCUAUUCAGCAAAAUGUUCCCUUUAAGUUAGUUUCUUCUAUUAAAAACUAUUAUUAUCUGGUGACUACUGGACAACUGGACCGUGAACUAGUGUCUGAUUACAACAUUACAAUCAGUGCCACUGACGAGGGCUCUCCUCCUCUGUCCUCCUCUAAAAGCCUUCACUUAUCUGUAGCAGACAUCAAUGACAACCCACCUGUGUUUGAGGAACAGUCCUACAGUGCAUAUGUGAGUGAAAAUAACAAAGCUGGCUCCACUUUAUGUUCCGUUAGUGCUCGAGAUCCCGACUGGAGACAGAACGGUACCGUGAUUUAUUCUCUGUUAGCCGCUGAGGUGAACGGUGCCCCGGUGUCCUCCUAUGUGUCUGUUAACGGAGACACAGGUGUGAUCCAUGCUGUCAGGUCAUUUGAUUACGAACACUUGAGGAGUUUUAAAGUCCACGUCAUGGCCAGAGACAACGGUUCUCCUCCACUGAGCAGCAACGUGAGCGUCAGUGUGUUCAUAUCAGAUGUGAAUGACAACUCUCCUCAGAUACUGUACCCCUCCCCAGAGGGUAACUCCUUCAUGACCGAGCUGGUCCCCAAAGCUGCACAUGGAGGCGCUGUAGUGUCCAAAGUGAUAGCGGUGGACGCAGACUCCGGACAAAACGCCUGGCUGUCCUAUCAUAUAGUCAAGUCCACUGAUCCGGGACUUUUCACCAUUGGUCUCCACAGUGGAGAGAUCAGGACCCAGCGGGACAUUUCUGAAUCUGACAGCAUGAAACAGAACCUGAUUGUGGCAGUGAAAGAUAACGGACAGCCCCCUCUCUCUGCCACCUGCUCCAUGUAUUUACUUAUUUCUGAUAACUUGGCUGAGGUACCAGAACUGAAGGACAUUUCUUAUGACGAGAAUAAUUCCAAACUGACGUCUUAUCUGAUCAUCGCGCUGGUGUCUGUGUCCACCUUCUUUCUGACCUUCAUCAUCAUCGUCCUGGGUGUGAGGUUUUGUCGCAGGAGGAAGCCCAGACUGUUGUUUGAUGGAGCAGUUGCCAUCCCCAGCGCGUAUCUGCCUCCUAAUUACGCAGAUGUUGACGGCACAGGAACUUUACGCAGCACCUACAACUAUGACGCCUACCUGACAACCGGUUCUAGAACCAGUGACUUCAAGUUUGUGUCUUCUUACAAUGACAACACGCUGCCUGCUGACCAGACUCUGAGGAAAAGUCCUUCUGACUUUGAUGAGAUGUUUGGAGAUACUCAAGGCUCCCCUGAGGUAUGAGCAACAGCCAUAUUUCAUAUUUUCUAAAACCAUGCAUUCAUACAAAUUGUUGGUGGUUACUGCUCAGACUUAUGGAUAAAGUGUUUCACUCUGGGUUUUUUUUUUCAGUAUUUAUUUUGUAGUGAUUAGGAAACAAGUGUUUCCAUUGGAUGAUUGAUUGAUUUAUUUUGUAAUAGUUUGCUUAAUUGUAACAGUACUAAAACAUUCAAUCACUUACUAUUUUGAUUAUCUUUGCAACAAAAGAGAUGUUGAGAUUUGUGGCGUAAUAUAUGGGUCUUUGAAGU
Molecule: messenger RNA, 3610 nt
Organism: Nerophis lumbriciformis (worm pipefish)
Lineage: Eukaryota; Metazoa; Chordata; Actinopteri; Syngnathiformes; Syngnathidae
Product: protocadherin gamma-A11-like
Biological process (GO): homophilic cell-cell adhesion
Cellular component (GO): plasma membrane
Molecular function (GO): calcium ion binding
Source: RefSeq, a predicted model, not a curated record